AGGAAACUGAAAAGUAAAAAAAUUCUCAAUUCUUGAUUAGCUAACAAACUGCAAUCAUGAGAAUUUCAUUAGUUUUGGUUCUCAUUUCUGUUUUUGCGACGUCUAAAUGCGACGAACCCGCACAACGAACUGAUGAGACACUUUAUUCAGAAGCCACAUUUAAAGAAUUGGUGGCGGAUCAAAAACACUUCAUCAUGUUUUAUGCUCCAUGGUGUGGACACUGCCAGAGGUUGAAACCAGUGUGGGAAAACCUUGCUGAAGAAAUCAAUGGAAAUUCUGAAAUUGAUAUCUCCAUUGCUAAGGUUGAUUGCACUGUAGAAACAAAGCUCUGCUCAGAUGAAGGUGUAAUGGGUUAUCCAACGUUGAAGUUGUUUCAUCCAUCAAGAGACUCACUUCGUUACAAAGGUGGACGAGAUUUUGAAUCUCUCAAAUCAUUUGUAAUCGCUGCAGUCAACCCCUUACCUGACCCCAACCAAUUCUCUAUUCCUAACGAUGGACUUCAUGAGCUGACGGAAGACAAUUUUGAGAACCAUGUUUCUACUGGCCACCAUUUCAUUAAGUUCUUUGCACCGUGGUGUGGCCAUUGCAAGCGACUUGAACCUGCGUGGGCACAACUUGCUAAAGCUCACACUCCAAGUGAAGAAAACAAAGGCGAUGUCAAAGUGGGAAGGGUUGAUUGCACAGUUCAGAAGUCUGUAUGUUCUAAACAUGAAGUGCGUGGAUAUCCAACAUUGCUGUGGUUUAACAAUGGACAAGUAGUGAAGAAGUAUCAGAGUGGUCGUGACAUCGAUAGUUUCGAGAGGUUCAUCACGGAAAUGACGACUGGAGAAGCUCCUCCUCCUCCAGUUGAAGAUAAGGCUCCUCCAAAACCCGCUCCUCCCAAGCCAGUACCGGUUUUCCAGGAGGAACCAAAAGAACAAGAACCGACCACACCUGUGCUUGUACUUACUGGCAAAGACUUUGACUUCAAUAUUGCGCUUGAUGUAACAUUCGUGAUGUUCUAUGCUCCUUGGUGCGGAUACUGCAAGAGACUUGCUCCAACCUGGGAAGAUCUGGCUGUCUCAGAUUUUUCUGAAGUUGAGUCCCCGGUAAAAAUUGCAAAAAUCGACUGCACAGAAUAUAACCACAUCUGCCAAGCGUUUGAGGUUGGUGGUUAUCCAACUCUCAUUCUCUUCAAAGAUGGAGACAAAGUAGCGAAAUAUAAAGGCAAUCGUUCCAUGGAUGAUUUGAAGUCUUUUAUCAUCAAAAACUCCAAGGAAGUCGCCCAAGAAGCAAAAGAUGAGCUGUAACUUUGUGCUUGAUAAAAUAGACCAAUUCUGUAAACAUAUAUAUUAGCAACUUAAUUUUAACCUAGCUCUCGUUGAAGCAUUUUCUAUACGAGCUAAAACGUGAAUCUUGUAGAACUGUAAGGGAUACUUGAAGCUUUUUGCGCCAGUUAGCUUAUAACCAGCUUUAUAUUAUAACCAUUUGCAUACACAAUGCAGUCAAGUUUCACUUAUUUCAAAUUAAACUGUUACACCUUUGAGUUCAUAUUGCCAAGUUCAAAAUAUAUUCUGAACUUUUUGAAUUUAAAUUUAAAUUUUCUCGUACACCUAACGCUUGUUAAUCCAAGAAAUGUCUUUUGUAUUCGUUAUAAACCUACAUGUAGAUUUUUAUAACUUUGCAAAGUGCAAUACAGUCCUGUGCAACAAAAUAAGUUGUUCUGUAAUAUUGUUUGUAAAUUCCACUCACCAAUUUAAACAUUCUUCCAAUAGCUUUGUGUUAUUUUGACUGAAGGUCUUCAAGCAAUAAGACUGUGGUGCUAAUUCUCUUUCUUAGUUAGAUAUUAAUAUAAAACAAUGUGUAAAAUACUGGACACUUUCGUUAAGCUUUCAUUUCUAAUUUGAAAAUCAAGAAAAGAAUUGUUGAUUUAAAGUUUCGUUGAAUUUUGAUUUAAAAUGUUGGAAGGAUAUAAAUAAACAUCAUAUUCACAAUA
Messenger RNA from Ciona intestinalis (vase tunicate), 1975 nucleotides. Lineage: Eukaryota; Metazoa; Chordata; Ascidiacea; Phlebobranchia; Cionidae. The record is from RefSeq and is a predicted model, not a curated record.